AGGUGAGCGGCGGCCAAUGGGCGAGCGCGGGGCAGGUGCCGGCUAACUCGCGCCUCGCAGCGCUCGGCGGCCGAGGCCCUGCAGGGCAGUGCUGGGAAUAUCCCGGGCUGGGGUCGGUCCCGCGGGACUCGGAAGGGUGGAAACGGCUCAGCCCUCCGGCCGUAGAGGCAGCACAGAGCAUCGCACGGAGCCCUCGCCUGUGCCGGCGCCGGGAGCUGCCCGCUCCGCCGCAGCAGCCAACGCGCCCGGCUGUGCGCGGUGGCCCGACUCCGCGCUCGCUCGCUCACACACCCCUCGCCGCUCGGCGACUGGCUAGCCCGCGGGGGCCGAGAGCGAGCGGGCGGGCGGGGGAGGUGAGGGGUGCGGGUGUGUGUGCAUGUGCCUGGCUGGGUGCACACCCCGCACGGCGGCGGCGCCAGGACGCGGAGCGCUCCCCAGAGCGCGGCUGCCUCAGACAGCUCCGGCGGCUGCGACCAUGUUCCAGCCCGCGGCCAAGCGCGGCUUUACCAUAGAGUCCUUGGUAGCCAAGGACGGUGGCACCGGCGGGGGCACUGGCGGCGGGGGCGCGGGCUCCCAUCCCCUGGCGGCGGCCGCCUCCGAGGAACCGCUCCGGCCCACAGCGCUCAACUACCCUCACCCCAGCGCGGCCGAGGCGGCCUUCGUGAGUGGCUUCCCUGCAGCAGCCGCCGCGGGCGCCGGCCGCUCCUUGUACGGUGGGCCAGAGCUCGUGUUCCCUGAGGCCAUGAACCACCCCGCGCUGACCAUGCACCCGGCGCACCAGCUGGGCGCCUCCCCGCUGCAGCCCCCGCACUCCUUCUUCGGCGCCCAGCACCGGGACCCUCUCCACUUCUACCCCUGGGUCCUGCGGAACCGCUUCUUCGGCCACCGCUUCCAGGCGAGCGACGUGCCCCAGGACGGGCUGCUUCUGCACGGCCCCUUCGCUCGCAAGCCCAAGCGGAUCCGCACGGCCUUCUCGCCCUCGCAGCUGCUGCGGCUGGAGCGCGCCUUCGAGAAGAACCACUACGUGGUGGGCGCCGAGCGGAAGCAGCUGGCCGGCAGCCUCAGCCUCUCGGAGACGCAGGUGAAGGUGUGGUUCCAGAACCGGAGGACAAAGUACAAACGGCAGAAGCUGGAGGAGGAAGGGCCUGAGUCCGAGCAGAAGAAGAAGGGCUCCCACCACAUCAACCGGUGGCGCAUCGCCACGAAGCAGGCCAACGGGGAGGAUAUCGAUGUCACCUCCAAUGACUAGGGUGGGCAACCACAACCCAUGAGAGCAGAGUGCUGCUUGCUGCUGGCCAGGCCCCUGGGUGGGCCCAAGCUGGACUCUGGCCACUCCCUGGCCAGGCUUCGGGGAGGCCUGGAGUCACUGCCCCGCAGGGCUUGGAGCCUGGGGCCGCCACUGACAGAGGGACAAGAAAUGGGCUGGCUGAGGCCUGGGACCACUCGGCCUUCUCCUUGGAGAGCCUGCCUGCCUGGGCGGGCCGCCAUCACUGCAGCCUCCCAGCCACUCUCCAUUUCUCUUAUCUCCUUUUUGUUUUGAUGCGUUCCUGUUUUAAUUUAUUUUCCAGGCACCCACUGUAGUUCUUAGUGACCCCUUGUGUCUCCCUUCCCUAUGGGAAUAAUAAAAGUCUCUCUCUUAAUGACACGGGCAGCCAGCUCCAGCCCCAGAGCCUGGGAGCCUGGGGUGGUGUAUUCCUGGCUCCAGCCCCAGAGCCUGGGAGCCUGGGGUGGUGGAUUCCUGCUGGAGCAGCCAGUGGGGGCUGGGAGAGCGAUCGUGUUCAGGGCCUGGGAGCCUGGGGUGGGGCACCGGGUAGGGCAAGGGCAAUUUAUUUACUCCUCUUCUUUGUUGGGGGUCCCUGGUCUCCAGCUCCAGCUCUGCAGCAGGAGAAACUGAGGCCAGACACAGGGAAGGACAGCCUGUGUCUCAAGGGAGGCUAAGCCCACGUCUUUCCAAACAUAUUGUGGGGUGGGAAUCAGGCCCAGGUAGUUCAACAGGAGAUGGGGGGAGAGCUUCCCUUUUCUUAGGGACUCUGGGGCUCCCCCAGUUGUGGAGAAACCAGAGGAAAGGGGAGCACUGGGGCUGGGUGGAGGGGACACCAUUCACAAAGGCUAGCAGUCCUAGCCCUAAGUCCUGGCCCCACCAGGAUGCUUAUCUGUCCUUGGAGAACCCCUGGGCAGCUUGAAGCUUCAGAGACAGGGCUUGAGGCUGAGCCUGCAACCAGUCCCCGGGGACUCAGGGCCUUCCCAGCCAGAGAAAGAGCUACAAAGCAGGGCCCACUGAGUGGGCCUUUAGUUCAUCUGCCCUUCAGUCUGUCCAUUUGUCUUUCUUGUCAUGUAUUAAGGUUUCCUGCCUCCUGCUUUCCUAAAAGUCUUUCCCUUAUGACAUUCCGGACCUGUCCCGGCUUCUUCCCUCCCACGUGCUCCCUAACCCUCUGCUCUUUGGCCUCUGCUCCACCACUCUGCUGAUGCUAAUGGCAGCCACCAACCACAGUCACUGGCCACCCCCUUGUGGCUGAAUUCAGCCACCUCCCAUCUGCCUCUGUGUUCACCUGCUUUCUGGUCUGCGGCCACACCCUCCCUCACUCCCCUGCCCCCUCUGCCUUCACUUUGGUACAUUUCUGACAUGUCUCCCCCGGCCCCUCUGAGUUUGUCUCAGUUUUAUCUAUGCCUCAUUCCCUCUGUCCAGUCCAGGGUCAGUCCUUGCUCCUCCUUCAUCCUCAUCGUGUCCUCUGCCCGAGGGUUCACAUCCACUCUUUGGCUCCCCACUCUGUGUCUUUAGCCGACUUCCCCCGCGCUGCAGACCCACCAAGCCCGCGCCUGCUGCACCUCGGGCCCUCAGCACCUCACGCCCUCAGCACCUCACACCCAGCAGGUGCACAGCUGGACUCAGCCCCUGUUCUUCUUCAGGACUGCCCACCUUGGCACACAGCAUUAGCCACGUAUACUUUUUCCCGAGGUAGAGGAAACCCGGGAAGCUUCCUCAAGCUUCCUUCCUCCUCCCCAGUCCCAUCCAUUCCCAUCUAGUCUGUUGAAUUGAGACCAGCUUCUCAACACCCCCACCCCUGUGCAGCACCCCAGUUCCCCCUGCCACCCGCUCAGCCUGGGUCUGCUCCUUUGUGGGGAGUGGGGACAUAAGGAGGCUUCUGCAAACGUCAAGGAUGAGGCCCACAUCAAAGAAGGCCCUCCAUAAAUAGGAUGGAGUUACCCUUUCCCAAGCCCCUCACUCUUUCCCACCCUUGACCUCUCCGGCCUUGCUCCCGCUGCCCUCUGCUUCUUCUGUCCCGCCCAUCCCUGUCCCUGAGUGAGCCACUGCUUUUCCCUGUGCUGUGCCUUUGCUGAUGCUGUUCUUCCCAUCUAGAAUUCCGGGGAGCACGCCGCAGGUGCUUGAGCGUGCUGAACUCAUCGGAAAGAUGUCAAAGGUCCAGCCUUGUUGCCUGGGCCACAUGCAGGGAUCCAAGCACACAAGGUCCUUCUGCUGGGAACAUAGACCCAAGUCCUGCGGAGACUCUCAGCAUCUCUCCCUACUCUCUGCUCACCUCACUUGUGUCCAGUCAAUGCUAGAAACCAAAGGGCUUCGUCCCAUCCCAGUGCCCCUCCCCCUCCACCAACCGGGAAUGCAUCCCUCACACCUUGAAACUCCCAACCUGCAUAAGUCCAGGUCAAGCCGCACGGUGACUCACGUGUUCGCACAGGUGGGGUGAGGGUGAGAGGAAGAGUCGUCCUGUAGGCCCCGGUGGGGGGCAGAGGGGUGACAGCCUUUCCUCUUGAGAUCCUGUCUCAUUUGGUGGGGGGUGGGGGUCCCGGAAGAUCACAGCCGAGCACCCCCUGUCAUCCAAAUACAGGGCUGGAAAGGACCCAAGGAAACCUGCCAAUCUUCCUAGGCCAGGCCUGCGAGGGGGGGUGGGGAGUCCCUGCUGCAGUCCCAUCCAUCCCCCAUGUUGUGCCUCUCCCCGCAGACGGUAAAUAUUGGUGUUGUGACUUCAUUAAUAAAGGCUUCUGUGAGCCUGAAAAACA
Molecule: messenger RNA, 4014 nt
Organism: Microcebus murinus (gray mouse lemur)
Lineage: Eukaryota; Metazoa; Chordata; Mammalia; Primates; Cheirogaleidae
Gene: EMX1
Product: empty spiracles homeobox 1
Biological process (GO): neuron differentiation; central nervous system development; brain development
Cellular component (GO): nucleus
Molecular function (GO): DNA-binding transcription factor activity, RNA polymerase II-specific; RNA polymerase II cis-regulatory region sequence-specific DNA binding
Source: RefSeq, a predicted model, not a curated record